Molecule: messenger RNA, 1029 nt
Organism: Zygosaccharomyces rouxii
Lineage: Eukaryota; Fungi; Ascomycota; Saccharomycetes; Saccharomycetales; Saccharomycetaceae
Gene: PEP8
Product: retromer subunit PEP8
Exons: 1
Coding region: 1-1029 (342 amino acids)
Biological process (GO): intracellular protein transport; retrograde transport, endosome to Golgi
Cellular component (GO): retromer complex; endosome
Source: RefSeq, a predicted model, not a curated record
AUGAGUCUUUUCUUUAAAUCACCUCUAGACAUCGAGGUUCUACUCGAUGGUGAAGAAUCAAGGAAGCAUGUUGAAGUACCCAAUAACACUGCUUCCGAUACUAAGGCCUUGAGAGAUCGACUGCCACUCUACGAAGAUGGUGAAAGCAUUAGUGGGAUUGUUACUUUGAGGGUCAAAGAAGGUAAACGUGUAGAACAUUUGGGGGUCAAGGUUUCUGUCAUUGGGUCCAUUGAUAUGAUUAGGACCCACGGUAAUGGUAAUGGAGGAUCAUCCAAGAGACUGACAAAUAGCAGUUCGGGGUUGUCAGAUGCAAGAAAGAAUAGUGUAGAACAGUUCUUAUGCUUCAGUUAUGACUUAUGUCCAGCAGGUGAGUUACAGCAUUCUCAGAGUUAUAAUUUCAUGUUUAAGGAUUUGGCCAAAAGACACGAAUCCUACAGGGGUAAAAAUGUUGAUGUAUCCUACUAUGUCAAAGUGACAGUAAUACGCAAGGCUGCAGAUAUUACCAAACUAAAGAAAUUCUGGGUUUACCUCUAUAACAAUGUUUCAUUACCUCCAACCUCUGUAGUGAAUCAAAGGCAAAUAGAAAACGGCGAAGAAAAUGGGUUAGUACGUAAUGAGCCUAAACCUGUCAAAUUGGAUAUUGGUAUUGAAAACUGUCUUCAUAUCGAGUUUGAAUAUUCGAAAUCUCAGUACAGUUUGAAAGAAGUUAUUGUCGGUAGAAUAUACUUUCUAUUAACUCGACUUAAGAUUAAACAUAUGGAAUUAAGUUUAAUUGCAAGAGAAUCCUCAGGGUUACAACCUUCAAAUUACUUAAUAGAUUCCACCGUGAUACGGUACGAGAUUAUGGAUGGUUCGCCUGUAAAAGGUGAUACUAUACCAAUUAGGUUGUUUUUAGGAGGAUACGAAUUGACACCGGAUAUGAGUUGUAACUAUUUCAACAUUAAAAACUAUUUGAGUUUGGUGAUUAUCGAUGAGGAUGGUAGAAGAUAUUUUAAACAAUCAGAGAUUGUAUUAUAUAGGUCAAGAUAA